GCACAUUCACCGGCUCCACUCCACCAGGUGGAUGACACACAAACGCAUCACUGUUGCGCACCUCCCCAAAAAUGAAGCCUAUCUAACAUCGUUUUAGCAUGGCGCCGCGAUUCGCUUUUUGCCUUUUUCUGAUUUUCUCCUCCGAGUGGACGCGUGUCUUCUCCUCCCCAACUUGCACGUCGGACGUGAGGUGCAGUCCCUCGGGUCAUUUGGCGCACAUCAGCGCGACCCCCCGGGAGUUCCUUGGGCAAGAUUUGACGCAUUUUGGAGAGAUUCCAGUUGGGGACUUUGUCGGAUAUACCGAAGGCGAAGCCAGCCCCGAAGUCACCGCUGCGCUCGCAGAAAGUUCAGCUAAAGUCGAGCCACAAGCGGCGUGGCAAGAAGACGCAUGUUGUCUCCAAGAAGAAGAACAGACUAAACUUUCCCUCCCUGACGACCGAAACGACUUGGACAGCGAGGAAAAUGGGGAUGAUGUGGAUUCAACCGCGGAUGAGGACCCGAGGAGGAGAAGCGCGAGGGGCGCUGAGACUUGGGCCGAUUUGGGAGACGAUGGCGCGCACGAAGUUCCGUACGCCGACUCGGUGGAGGUCCAGCUGGCCAGCUCCACCUUCGCCCUGGCCGGGGACACCGCGCACAACCAGGCGAUGGUGCACUGGUCGGGCCAGAACAGCAGCGUGAUCCUCAUGUUAACUAAAUACUACGACUUCAGCUCGGGCAGAGUGACGGAAAGUUCUUUAUGGAGAUCCACAGAUUACGGCAGCACAUACGAGAAACUUAAUGAGAAAGCCGGGCCCAAGACCAUCCUCAGCUAUUUGUACGUCAGUCCCAACAACAAACGCAAGAUCAUGCUACUGACCGACCCGGAGGUGGAGAGCAGCCUGCUCAUUAGCCUUGACGAGGGGGCGUCCUAUCAGAAGCACAGCUUAGCCUUUGAUAUCCUCAGUCUUCUUUUCCACCCCGAGCAGGAGGACUGGAUCCUGGCUUACAGCCACGACCAAAAGCUGUACGUCUCGGUGGAAUUCGGGAGGAGGUGGCAGCUUGUGCACGACAACGUCGUCCCCAACAGAUUCUACUGGUCCAGGUUGGGCUUGGACAAGGAGCAAGGAAUGAUCCACUUGGAGAUCAACGUCUCCGAAGGACGUUCGCAGUACAUCACUUGUAAGCUUCAAAAUUGCUCAGAGGGAAACAAGGGCAAGCCUUUCCCCGGGUUGAUCAUCCCCAACUCCCUGGUGGUGCAGGACGAAUACGUUUUCAUCCAGGUGCCAACAGGAGGCCGAUCCGUCCAUUACGUGUCCUACAGAAGAAACUCGUUCUACCCGGUUAAGCUGCCAAAGUACACUCUACCCAAAGACUUGCAGAUUAUUAGCACCGACGACAACCAGGUGGUGGCGGCUAUCCAAGACUGGCACCAAAAUGACUCGUACAACCUGUAUAUGUCCGAGUCUCGGGGUCUCUUCUUCACGCUGAUGCUGGAGGACGUGGUGAGCAGCGGCGGACCGGAAGGCAACAUCAUGAUCGACCUUUACGAGGUUGCUGGGAUUAAAGGGGUGUUUCUGUCAAAUAAAGUUGUGGAGAACCAAGUGAAAACUUACAUCACGUACAACAAAGGAAGAGACUGGCGGCUUCUGCAGGCUCCGGCGACGGAUCUCCAAGGCAAGCGGGUGGAUUGUGAGCAACCGUACUGCUCGUUACAUCUGCACCUCCACGUUUCGGAGAAUCCUUACACCUCUGGAAACAUUGUCAGCAAAGAGACGGCGCCUGGGGUUAUCAUCGCAUCAGGUGUCGUUGGACCCGAGCUCACCACUACAAAUGUCAGCAUCUUCAUCACAUCUGACGCUGGCAACACGUGGAGAGAGGCUUUUCAGGAAGAGUACAGCGUGUUCUUCCUGAAUCAAGGAGGAUCUCUGGUCGCUAUCCGACACACACCUCUGCCUAUUCGACACAUUUGGCUGAGUUUUGAUGAAGGCAGAAACUGGGACAAAUUUAGCUUCACCUCCUCGCCGCUCUAUGUGGACGGGGUGCUGGGGGAGCCCGGGGAGGACACCCUCAUCAUGACGAUCUUCGGUCACUUCAGUCACCGAUCCGAGUGGCAGCUGGUCAAAAUUGACUUCCGGUCCAUUUUCCAACGCCGCUGCACUUCGGAAGAUUACACGCCGUGGCAGUUGGACAACGAGGGAGAAGUCUGCAUCAUGGGGAUGAAGAGAAUCUUCCAGAAACUGCGAGUAAACGCUCGUUGCGUCAAGGCCAGAGAACAGUACAUCUCUCAGAUGUCAGAGUCCUGUCCGUGCACAGAGGCCGACUUUGAGUGCGACUACGGAUUUGAGCGGCAGGUCGACGGAAGCUGCUCUCCGGCGUUCUGGUUUGUUCCCUCGGCCACAUCCAGAGAUUGCAUCACGGGGGAGAGUUUCCUCAAUUCCACAGGAUACCGCCGAGCGUUGUCUAACAACUGCACGGAGGGGACUCUGCUCAAGUACAGCCCCAGGCGGCAGAAGUGUCCCCGUCAAGUCCCCAGGGGCCUGCAGCUCUUCACCAGCGAGGGCGUGCUGGUGGCGGCGCUCAACAAGAACGUCACCUUCUUGGUCUUUCUCGAAGAGGGCCUGAGCUCAACCACGAGCGUAACGGUGGACUUUGGCGACGGCACGACCAUAUCCUACGUCAACAUCAGCUCCAUAGAGGACGGCGUCAAGCAUGUCUACGGCAAAGUUGGCAUCUACCAAGUUUCUGCCAUAGCGAGCAACGUUCUGGGAUUUGAUCGGGUGACGCUCUACCUCCACGUCACUUGUCAGCUCGAGCAGGUGCAGCUCUCCGCUCCGUCCGUGGCCAUCAAGAACAAAGCCGUCAACUUCACGACGACGCUGCGACCCGCCAACGUAGGGACAGUCACGUACUACUGGUGGUUUGACAACAAAACAGAGCCUUUGCUGAGUUUGGAUGGAGGGAUGUCCUUCACCUUUACCCGGGAGGGAAGUCACGUGGUCACCGUUCAGGCUUCAGUCGGGAACACCGUCCAUCAAGAUCACAUGACAGUGGCAGUUUAUGAUUAUUUCCAGUCACAUAUUCUGGCCUUUUCCUCCAAUCUGGAUGACGCCAAUCCCAGCCUGUCUGAGUGGCGGACGGACAUCGGAAGGGUGGUGAAGCGCUCCGUUGUCCAGGUCACGGGGAUCAGCGAGGACCAGUUGCUGGUCAACGUGUUCCCAGGUCUGCCGACCACGGCCGAGAUCUUCAUCGUUCCUGAGAGGAGGAACAGAGGUGACGCCAGGGGUGAAAAGCGCCAACACCUGGAACAGCUCUCUCAGGUGCUGCUAAGUGCUCUGAACCAGGACCUCGUCCAGUUCACACUCAAGGCGGGAGUGCAGGUGAACGUCUACGCCAGCAGACUGUCGCCAGCUCCUCUGGUGGACAGCAGCGAUAGCAGCCACAGCAGCACUGCCAUCAUAAUGCUGGUGUCCGUGGCGCUGAUGGGGCUGGUCGUCUUUGCCAUUUAUAAAUUUAAAAGGAAGAUCCCGGGCCUCAACACGUACACGGCGGAGCAGCCUGACAAAGAACAAGAGGUCGUGCCCACCGUCACCUCCGUGGCGGACACAAAAGCCGAGGCGGAUAAGAUGACCUCACUGGAUCGCGUGGAUGUACAGCUGGAUUCAAAAAGUAGAGGCUACCUGCCAUCACGUGCCGACGUCAAGCUCCCAGAUGAACCGCCCCAUGUGUUUUAAUGUGCGGCGUCGACAGGGGGGGACGCCAAAGCAAUACAUCUUCCCCGGCCGGCAGUUACUUCCAGCGCGGUCACGAUGAAUGCUCUCGAGUGUUUUGCUACCCACGCAUGGACAGAGCGGCUCACGCUGCGGCGCCGCGCCGCGCCCGCCUAAUCCAUCCGAGGAGACUGUACAGAUUUAUACGUGCCCGCUCUCCAAAUGGGACUGUCUUUUUUUGACUGGAGAGUAUUUUUGCAAGGACCUUCAUCUUUUGAUGUAAAUAGUGUACAGUCCGUUCAGAAUGGAAGAAAGGCGCUUCUUUCCAAAAAGUGGCAGAACACUGAGACAAAGUCGUCUUCUGGCAGUCGAUGGAAAACAUUUUGGCUUUGCUCUUCUGUGGACUUUGUUUGCGUUGACGCAGAAGCGUCUUAUUGCGACUCCAAGACAGCGAAGGCAAGCGCCUUCAUUUAGCCCGUCGCAAUCUGCAAAAUCUUAUCUGCGAGAUUGCCAUCAAAUGAAGGUUGGCAAUAUCCAGUGGAGGAAGGACAGCCGCCACUUCGACAUCUGCGCGCUCCGUCGCUGCCGCCUGAUGCUCAAAUUAUUCCGCGUCACGACAAAAGUGCGUGCGGAAUGGAAGAUGAAAGCUACGUGCCGAUGAGACAGACAUCUGUCCCAUUGAGUGGACGGCAAAUUUUACAUUACACGUCUUCAAAAAGACAUUAGUGCUGCACAAACGGAUUGGUUUACAGCUUGUUUGACAUGCAAACAAGGAAAUGUGGUAUUUUUAUUUUCUCGAUAGAGGGAACGGUGUGUCGUACGUUCUUGCUAAGACAGCUCAAGUGCUGUUGUGCGGCACAAAUGGCUCCAGUGACAGUUUUUAUGACCUUUAGGAAUUCCAUUCAUUUGACACGCUUCCUUGUUUGUAUUACAUUGAACACACUCAUCUUAACUCCUUCACUGCCAGCACAGUUCAAAUGUCUAUAGCCGUCAAUGGUAGUGAAUAAGUUAAAAGCUUCUUUUUUUUUUUUUUUUAAAGAGCAAAUCCGUUCCUCAAGACACAUUAAGUAGACAACACAAUCAGAUUUUGUGGCUAUAUCAAAUAACGAAUUCGGCACUUUAGUUGUGGAUCUUUUCUCAAGCAUAGAGGGCGCCCCAGUCCCCCAAUCCACCAUGUAUUUGUUAGCUGCAAAAGAUCCAGAGCAGAAUACAAUGAAAAGUAUCGAUCACGGCAACAUACCAGCAUGGAAAUGUUGGACUUUUCCUCAGUACUAGGUUGGCCUUCAAGAAGCCGACGGAAUAAAGGUUGCCCGUUUGUCCGACACGGCGAAGACCUAUCUCCUGUCAAGCUAGCUCAGCCCACGCGGCGGCUGAGUGUGGUUAGUCUCUUUGGAAUGAAUGCUGGAAUUCUAUCAAGCCUUUUUUUUUUUUUUAAAGUGUUGUCAGCGUUAUGUGUCAGUAAGACAAAUGGACAAAUACAUUUUUUUGGUUCCCAUCAUGCGGUGGAGGCCCAAGAACUUAUCGUGGGAUGAACACUGAAGACUUUUCUGCUUGUGUUCUUUCAUGUGAAUACUUGUCGGGUUACUUUUGCAUGAUAUUUUGUUGUAUUCUGUUGCUGCUUUGUGCAAUAUUUACAUUAAAAAUGUAUGCUGCAGUUUGUUCAGUUCUCAGUGGCGCAUUCAGUUUAAGUAAUGUGAUGCUUAUUCAGUGAGGUUGUUGGUGUUUAUUUUUUUUUGCAAAAAAUAAAGACGAAACGUGAAAAUGAC
Syngnathus acus (greater pipefish) is the source of this 5452-nucleotide messenger RNA. Its product is annotated as VPS10 domain-containing receptor SorCS1-like. NCBI's taxonomy places the organism in Eukaryota, Metazoa, Chordata, Actinopteri, Syngnathiformes, Syngnathidae. Bases 99 to 3710 code for a protein of 1203 amino acids. Gene Ontology annotation, biological process: post-Golgi vesicle-mediated transport. Gene Ontology annotation, cellular component: Golgi apparatus; membrane. The record is from RefSeq and is a predicted model, not a curated record. The transcript is spliced from 26 exons. Gene Ontology annotation, molecular function: protein binding.